UUAGUUGGCGGGUCCUGUUGAAGAGAAGUGACUGCCCGGGUAGUUAUACUGAACAGAUAAUGGAGUCCGAAAUCUCCACCGAGGAUACAGCUAAACUGCAAAAACAAAGUGAUCAAGAAAUUGAGUUUGUCUGUGAAGAACCUUUGAGACCUGUUUUGGAAUUUGUUAGCUUGAUUAGUAGUGAUGACGAUGAGGAGGAUUCAUAUAUUUGUAGAAAAGUCAAGGACCAUAUUGACCGUCAAAAAGACAGAGUGGCAUCAACUCUUGAUCGCCUGGCACGUCACGUUGAGGUUGAAAAGCAACAAAAGGAGGAAAAAAACAAAGCAUUCCAGGAGAAGGUACACUUCCAGCAUGCUCACGGUUUACAAGAGCUGCAGUGUAUUAAGGAAAAUACUAAUACAGAUGCGGCAAGGAUUUGUGUGAACCAGUGGUUAAAAAUGCCAGGUCUCAAGCCUGGAGUGGUUAAUUCAAGCCGUAGAAUCGCACACCAACCAGAUCAGCAAAGAAGUAUGAACAGCAAGUCCAUUGUUUGCCCCAUAAUGAACUGCAAUAGAAAAUUUGACAAUGGCCACUUGUUAUUAGGUCACCUGAAAAGGUUUGAUCAUUCACCGUGCGAUCCAACUAUUGCUCUUCAUGGAACACCUUUUAACUCCUUUUCCUGUGUGAUAUGUCUUGGGAGAUUUGCAACCAUAAAGGAUUAUAAAGACCACAUGUCUGCAAAAGCAAAACUAUUGGACGGCCAUGAAAGACACGUACCACCACAGGUUAUCCAGUGCUUUGCUUGUCCCAGUUGCUAUCUGCUUUUCACAUUGAGGGAUGAAUGUCUACAGCACAUGUCUGGACGGAACCAUUUUCAGCAGGCUAUCCAACUGGGAGAUGAAAAUGGAACACAGUGUCCAAUACCGUUUCCAGCCUAUGCAAAAAACGUUCUAAUUGCCUUGUGUAAGGAAGUCCCAUUUCAGAUCUUUUGCACCUCCUGUCGUCAUGAACUGGGCUCUCACCUGGAACUCACUGCUCACUUCAGAACUCGUUGUCGCAACGCUGGUCCCACAUCUCGGUCAGAAAAAACCAUAGCUAGAGUUGCAGAGAUAUUUCGGAUAAAAGCUUUAUGUUUUUCAUGUAAAAAAGUUUUCAAGAAUGACAGUGAUAUUGCUAAGCAUAAACAGCAGACUAAUCACAAAGUGAGAUUGAGUAAAUCCAUGGAAGAAUCCAUUAUGGCAUUUUGUUUUAUCAACGAAGGAAGAAAAACUCCUUCAGAUUUUUCCUUGUCUGCAGCAAAUGCACGAUUAAAACCUUGUAUGCUUAAAAGGACCUUAAAUGAUUUUGAUCAACCAAAUGUUAUGAAAUGCAAAAAAGAACUUGAAAAUACAGCCGUUACUGGUAUUCCUGGAAAAAAAGCCAACAACUCUGAAAUUAUGGUAACAUCUUGGUUCUGUGAAUGUUGUCUGAAAUUUUCAACUGAGGCCACUGCAGAAAAUCACAUUUUGAAAGCAAAUCGGAUCUUUUAUAAAUGCAAAGUCUGCAACAAGCUUGCUGAGGAUUUGAGCAUCAUUCAUUUGCACAUGAGUCGCUUCCAUGGGGGAGCUCAUUUGAAUAAUUUUGGAUUCUGGUGCCGAGCUUGUUCUGUGGAGCAGCCUAGAAUGGAGUUGAUGAUGGCACAUGUAUCUGAAAAUCAUGGUGGUCAUUCAUAUUAUUAUGAGAAAGAAACUGUAGAAGAGCAGCCCGCCUCAUCCACAUCUGCUGUAGGGCAAACUAAAUCAAAACUAUCAAACCCUGAAACUCCUACAGAAUCUACACUUGCUAAAGGUGAAUGGCAAUGUCACAUUUGUGAAGAGAUGUUUGAUUCUGAAGAUAGUGUUAAGCAACACUGCAAAUCCUUAAACACCCAUCAGUUCUACAAAUAUAGCUGCACAAUAUGCAAGAAACGUUUCCACAAAAUAGAGACUUUAUUCCGCCACAGUCAGCAUCAACACGAUGGGGAUAUAAAGAUGGAGUAUUUUUGUGGACUUUGUGAGGAUCUGAACUUUGAGCAGGAGAUACAUUUUCUUGAGCACUAUGAGAAGUUCCACAGUAUGGACUAUAUGUUUGUUCCAGAGCAAGCUGAAUCGCCUAUUAAAAAUCAGCAAGAGUCUUCAUCAUCAAGCACUGUUGCAAAUGAGGACCGCCUGACAUGUGGUUGUCUAGAACAUUAUGUCAACAAGAGAGACAGAAAGGAAGAUGGUAGCCAGUGCUUGGCCAACCUUUUGCAGAAGGGGAAACUGUGGUAUAGUUGUGGCCUUUGUUCAGUUACAGGACAGUCUUUUGAAAACGUUAAAAAUCAUCUUUGCAAGGAAAACAAGCCGCCUCAAAGCACGGACAUUGUUGUAAAAUGUAGCACUUGUACCAAAAUAUUCAGUGAUGCAGAUAGUGCCCAACGACACUUUCAUGAUAAGCAUUGCUUUCUACAAAAGCCUAAUAUUAAAGAUUAUUUUGGGUCUACAGAGGAAAGUGAGAUUUUUAGGUUUACUGCAAGUGUAGCAUGUGCAGAAUCGAAACCAUUAAAAGCUGCAAAGAAAUCCAUGUUUGAAGAAUCACAUUUUACAAAUGUUCAUAUUAAGACGGAGUCGCUUCCAUUUUCUACAGAGACACAAAUGAAGAGUGACAAUAUGGAAACUGAAGAUAUGGAUACAGGGGCACAGGAGAACGAGCUGCCUGAUUUGGACUAUCUCCGUACGAUGACUCAUGUAGUGUUUAUAGAUUUGGACAACUGGGCAAAUUUCUUCACUCAUCUACCAGGUUACUUAAACCAAGGAACAUUUAUAUGGGGUUUCAAAGGAGGAAAGACCAAUUGGAAACCCCCAAAUAACUGCAAAGUGUUUAAUUACCUUUCCAAGAUUGGGUCAUUCUUCCUUCACCCUCAUUGUACUGAUAGGAAAGAUGCUGCUGACUUUGCCAUUUGCAUACACGCAGGUCGUCUUGAUGAACAAUUGCCAAAACACAUCCCUUUCACUGUUCUCUCAGGAGAUAAAGGCUUUUUAGAGCUGGAGAACCAGUUUAAGAAAACCCAGCGGCCUGCUCACAUUCUCAACCCUCAUCAUUUAGAAGGAGAGAUGAUGUGUGCUUUGCUGAACAGCAUAUCUGAUACAACAAAAGAUACUGAUGACAACAGUAUGGAAAUAGACGAGGAUGAAGAUGCAGUUCUAGAAGAGGCCAUCAAAAGAAGUCUAAUAGAAAAGUAAACUAUGAGGAACUAUGCUGAAAUUAAAUUCUUAAAACGCUUCAGUGAAUUUAAGUAAUUUAAAAUAUAUUCUGUAUGUUUUGUGAUGUUUCCAAAUCAUUCUAUUUGCAUGACAGAUUCUCAGUUUAAAUUAGUAUUAAAUAUGAUAAAAGCAGAAUGUAAUAUCUCUUUUAGAUCUGUAAAGAAAAAUAUAUAUUUUACAAUUGCUUUAUCAAACAAACAUAUCAAACAAGUAUCAUCUUUAUUGACUUAUUGCUGUUCUCACACCAGUAAAAGGAAUGUUCUCAGUUAAUCCCUCAUGAAAUAAAAGCAAGUUCUGGAUUCUCUUGUGUGUAAUGAAAUGCUAUUCUAUAAUAUGCAUCUAGUAUAAAGAUAACCGUGUUUAAAGGAUUACACCCCUCAGUUGGAAUUGAGCAUUUCUAUAUCGCUUUGUACAGAUCUAUUAUUCACCAUCUACUUGGUUUUUUUUUUGGUUUUUUUUUGCGGCCCGUAAAGAUAUUACUUAAGCAAUUUUUUAUUUAUUUUUAUCUGAUCCUUUUUUUUUUUUUUUUUUUUUUUAUUAAAGGGAUUUGUUUACAUUUCAGCAUGAUGUUAAGACUCCUUUUGCUUUACUAAGUUUGUAUAAAAUUCUCUGUUUUUUAUAUUUGUUGAUUAUACAUGUGCAUGCUGAAUAAGGAAGGCGGCCGCUCGCUGCAUCAGUCUCUUUUAGAGUCAGAUUUCUUCUUGUGAAAGGGCAGCACACUAAGAUCUGUAUUUGCACAGAUCGUAGCAUGUUGCACUUUCACAUAAUAAAUUUGGCUCCAAAAAAAUAAAUUUGGCCACAAGCAGCCGCUGCCGCCUUCCUCAUUCAGCAGUGAACAAAACUGCAGAUUAUGCAACUAUUGUGGAUCCUUGUCAAUAAUAACUGUUAUAAUAAUAAUUAAAAAAAAACACCUCUACCAUUGUGUCAAAUUGAAAGAACUAGAUUUUCUUUCGUUCUUUUUUUUUUCUUCUUUCUUUAAUGUAAGUUGUAAUUUUUUAUUUGUGUUUCUGAAAACUUUCUGUUUAUCUGGUCUGAUAUUUUAUAUGUUUCACUUCAAAAGCCCUUAUUUGGGUGAUUCCUGGGGACCCUCUACAAGUUUAAAAUUGAUUUUAAUGUGGGUCAUUCACUGAAAAUUAGAAUACUUUUUUUAUGAUUUGAUUUAUAUUUUAGAUGUGUGUUUCUUUUGUACAUAUUAGAAUUUAUGUUCUGAAUGAAUAAAUAUUUUCAAGUAAUUUA
This is a messenger RNA of Bombina bombina (fire-bellied toad), 4475 nucleotides long. RefSeq names its product zinc finger protein 451 (gene ZNF451). Gene Ontology annotation, cellular component: nucleus. The coding region runs from base 60 to 3218 and encodes 1052 amino acids. NCBI's taxonomy places the organism in Eukaryota, Metazoa, Chordata, Amphibia, Anura, Bombinatoridae. Gene Ontology annotation, molecular function: DNA-binding transcription factor activity, RNA polymerase II-specific; sequence-specific DNA binding. Gene Ontology annotation, biological process: regulation of transcription by RNA polymerase II. The transcript is spliced from 15 exons. The record is from RefSeq and is a predicted model, not a curated record.